AAGAAGAGAAACAGAGCGACGAUGGCUCCAGCUCAGGAGGACACUACAGGAGCAGGGGAGGCGAACUCUAACUAUGCUUACCACGUGCUGGAAAGUUGCAAGAAAAACCGCGAGAAAACGGUGCUGGUGAUUGACGGAGACCUAGUGACGGGGCUCCAAAUGCACCAGAGGAUAUCUGCGGCCGUCUACCUGCUGCGUGCGAGGGGCGUGGUGCCCGGAGACCGCGUUCUCAUCACAAUGGUGCCUUCAGUAGACUUCUUUGCCCUGACAGUUGCAACGCUCUCCGUAGGAGGGUGUCUGGUGAUCCUGGACCCGUCCAUGGGACUCGAGAGGGCCAACCACUGCAUCAAGAUUGCCGGACCAUCGGCGUGGUUGAUGCCUGCUGGAUCAUGGUUCAAGUAUCUGAAGUUCCUGGCCCCUGCUCUACGGGGCAUUUCGAUCCAAAUUGAGGUGGACAGUCUAGCUGCCACCAAGUCGGCAUCCUCUGGUGGCCAGGGGGACAAGGUGCUACUGGGGAGUGGUCGUGUGGUGGAGCUGGUGGAACCCCAGGACUGUGUCCCUGUUGAGAAUGCCCUCGUCACCUUCACUACCGGCAGCACCGGCCUUCCUAAACUCAUGCUCAGACAGCACAAUUUCCUCAGGAACCAGGGUCGCAGUAUGUCUCACAGCUAUGCUAAAGAGAUGAAGGACCGCGUGGGAAUUUCCGAGACAGACGGUGUCUACUGCACCAAUCUCCCACUCUUUGGCCUCCACUUUAUCACGAUUGGAGCGACGUGCCUGGUGUUUCCCAAUCUCAACAAAAUCCAGCCGGCCAAGAUUUUAGAAAGCAUCAAGAAGUACGGAGUCACGUUUAUCGGGGGAUCCCCUGCUUUCACCUACAAAUUGGCGUGUCACGCUGCAAAACUUGGAAUUUCGCUCCCCGUGAAGGUCACGAGUAUGGGCGGGGCACCCGUCUACAGAGGAAUGUUCCGAACCAUUGCGUCAGUCACGCCCGAGAAGAAGGCUGUGGUAUUGUACGGGUCGACGGAGGUGGAGCCUGUGAGCGUGAUAUUUGCAGAGGAGAAACUGCAGCUGGAGGCUGAGAAACCAGACGGUCACUGCAUCGGUAGACCUGUGUUCGAGGACUCUGCCAGAGUUAUUGGGAUACUGAGUGAGCCACCGAAGGAGCCAGUUGAUAUUUCUACACUGGAGAUGCCCCGUGGAGAAAUUGGGGAGAUAGUGGUGUCAGGAUGGCAUGUUAACACUCACCAGGUGGAGGAGAAGCGACUGGUGAGGGAUGUGGAGGGGAGGGUGUGGCUGCGUAUCGAGGACGCCGGCUACAUGGACCGGGAGGGGAGACUGUGGCUGGUGGGCAGAGUCAAAUGGAGGGUGGAGAGAAACGGAAAGACCUUCUGGUCUACGGUUGUGGAACAAAAGGUACUGGACAGGUGUAGUGUGGUGACGUUUGCAGCGUAUCUUCCCCACAAAGAGGAGGCGUGGCUAUUCAUCGAGGCCCCACGGGGAUUGCCAGCCAGCGAGGAGUCAGGUAUACAUGUAGCCCUGUACCACCUCAUCUCCCAAUCCAAUUUCUCACCGUGUCUAAUGUCAAAUCUACUGAAUUCUUCGUUGUACAUGUGUACAAUGCAUGCAGCGUUGAAGCAGUUUCUACUGACGGAGGCAAUACCUGUGGACCACCUAGUGGUGAAGGCCCACAUACCCAAGGACAGAAGACACCAGUCCAAGCCCAAUACCGCCGUCCUUUUUGCUGCUUCUCCUUUCAAAAGAUAUACAAAGUUGGCGAUGUACCUACUUCGCUCCAACCCUCUCUUGACACUUGUACUCUUUUUACUCUUUCUAAUUUUUGGAGUCAUAUUCCUCCUCGUCUUAUCCUGAGCCUGGUUUGGAACACUAUGGUGACUGACUAGACCAUUAUUGAUGGUGCGUUGACCUCACCAUACUAAACUGACUUUUAAAAGCCUGCGUCCUCUAGAUGUACUUAUGUCUGUAGCGUUACCACAAAAUGAUACGAUUGAAGUGAAAGACAG
Molecule: messenger RNA, 2024 nt
Organism: Geodia barretti
Lineage: Eukaryota; Metazoa; Porifera; Demospongiae; Tetractinellida; Geodiidae
Source: the annotation of a GenBank genome assembly